Messenger RNA from Plectropomus leopardus (leopard coralgrouper), 2345 nucleotides. Its product is annotated as calcium homeostasis modulator protein 2-like. Gene Ontology annotation, molecular function: monoatomic cation channel activity. Gene Ontology annotation, cellular component: plasma membrane. The record is from RefSeq and is a predicted model, not a curated record. NCBI's taxonomy places the organism in Eukaryota, Metazoa, Chordata, Actinopteri, Perciformes, Serranidae.
CAAAAAGAGCGACUUCAGAAACCUUUCAGUCUUACGUGUAUAAAGUUAAUUUUACGUUCUGGAUUUUUCACAGUUUUUUUCUGAGAAGUCUUUACACUGGAUGUUGAAAAUGGAUUCCAAAGGCUGAGUCACAUGUGCAGCCUCAGGACGCUGCCACAGCCUUGACAUUUGUUCAAACCAAACACAGCUCUUCAGUGUUAUUCUCAGUAACGACCAGACACCCCAACAUGGCUGCUUACGCACUCGUCACAGAGAACUUUAAGUUCAUGUCCCUCUUCUUCAAGAGCAAAGAUGUGAUGAUCUUCAACGGUCUGAUCGCUCUGGGCACUGUGGCCGGGCAGACUGCAUACAGCGUUUUUGCCUUUGAAUGUCCGUGCUCCUCUGGGAGGAACUACCGCUACGGUCUGGCUGCCAUUGGUGCUCCAGCGCUGGCAUUUUUCCUCAUAGGAAUAAUGAUGAACAAGAGCACCUGGGACCUGGUGUCUGAGUGUCGGCUCAGAAACUGCAGGAAGCUGUCUGGAGCCGCAGCCUUCGCGCUGCUGGGAACCAUCAUUGGUCGAGCCGUGGUGGCUCCGCUAACGUGGGCAGUCAUCUCUUUGCUGCAGGGCAAAGCAUACACAUGUGCCCUCAGUGAAUUUCUUGACCCCGAAACUCUGGAGGGCUUCCCCUCUGAUCAGGGGUCAGCAAUGGCCAAAUUCCCAUGUCCAGAAAGUGUUUCGACAGAGCUGAAAGGCUUCUGGCCCGAAAUUGAGCGACGCCUUAAAUAUGAGUCUCAGCUGAUAGGCUGGCUACUGGUGGCAGGGAUGGCUGUGACGGUGUUCCUGAUGCUGUGUGUGAAGCGCUGCUCCUCUCCACUCGGUUACCGGCAGGAGGACUACUGGUCCGAGUACCGCUCCAAUGAAAAGACCCUCUUCCAACGCACGGCAUCUGUCCAUUCCCGCCUCCUGGCUGCAGAGAAUGUCAAGAACUUCUUUGGCUUUGUGGCUCUGGAGAAGGAGGAGAAGGAGCAGCUGACAGAGCACCAGAGUGCCAGUCCAAUCUGCAGCACCAACUGGAACAGAGUGACCGGAGUCUACCUCUACAGGGAGAAGAACGGGCUGCCGCUGUACAGCAGGCUCCACAAGUGGGCCACGUACAGCCUGGAGAAUAACGUGGAGGCCAUGGAGAAGGAGAUGGACACGUUCAGCUGACAAUGUUCUUCUGGAAGGUGGUCCAAUGACUGACUGCUCUUUCACAACUUCCUUUGACAAUUUCAGAAACUUUUUGAAACAGACAAUCUGACAAUCACGCACACUAGUUCUGUCACUUUGCCUAUAGACAUGUUUGGACUCCAUUUCAAUCCCUCAAGUCCCAAAAUAAUGAUCUACAAUUCCUUUUAAUUGCAGAGGGAUCAGUUCUCUGAGUUUUGUGUAAUGAAUCUAUUCAAGUAAUCCUAAUGAACGAUUGUAUUGCUAUUUGGAAACAAAUUGGCUUUUGGAAGCACAAAACUUUACAUAGAAGAAUAGAACUUGUAUUGACUGUAUAUAGGCCAUAUUCUUUAUCUAUAAUAGCCACCAAUAAGGGAGGCCACUUUAACCCUUUGAAACCUGGGAUAAGUGGUUUGAUUCCUUUCAAAAACAUAGCAAAAAAAAAAAAAAAAAACACAAUCAGGUGAGUAACACCUCAAAAAAUCCCAACAUCAGUUUGAGUGUAUGUUAUAUUUAGAAUAUUUUAACCACUUUAUACUGAAAAAAAGAGGACUGUUAACCAACUUAAAAUAAUUACUUAAAUCGGUAGCACAUAAAUUAAUUAAUUUUCUCAAAUCAAGUUAUCAAGUUCGAUUAACACAACUGCUUGGAAAUUGAGUUGAGAAAAUGUAAUUCAUUCAUGUGUUCGAGAUUAAAGCAAUAACUUUAAGUUGAUUAACAAUUCUCUUUUUUCAUUGUACCUUAUCAUCAGGCAGCCGUUUCCGAUGGGGAACUAAGGCCGUUAUCUCAAAGCCACCUCAGCCGCCUAACCACACAACUAUUAGCAUCAGAUUAAGUUACUUUACGACUGGAACUUUUCUAUACGCAGAUGAUACUGUCCUUACAGGGACUGAACAUGAUCUUCAGAGUUUAUUGAAUAUUUUGUACAUGGAGAUUUAAGAUAGACAAAGAUGGGUUAUGCAUUUUAGGAAGAAGGGAGAGUCAAAGACAAAGUUUAUUUCAUUUUGUCUUUGUCUUCUUCCUCAUUUUGUUAUAAAUACUUAGGACUUAUUUUAAAUGUAUGUCCUUUGAAGAGGGAAUAAAAGUCCUAUCAAACUCUGCAGGUCGAUCACUGGAAACUUCUCUUAAUAAGGUUAAGUUACGUACUGUAAGGAUAUG